Molecule: messenger RNA, 12555 nt
Organism: Pocillopora meandrina
Lineage: Eukaryota; Metazoa; Cnidaria; Anthozoa; Scleractinia; Pocilloporidae
Source: the annotation of a GenBank genome assembly
AUGAUUGUCCGUAUUUGGCGAUUGAUCGUUCCAUGCGGCUCUGAUUGGCUAAUGUUAAUUAUACGCGGGAAAACUGGGGAACUUGAAUCCUCUUUCGGCGCCAAAAUUGAAUCACUUACCUCACUUCGCCUCCAGAUCAAGUUCGUUUGGAAUUGUGCAGUAGAUAUUUCGCUUUUUGGUUGCCUUUUUCAGGAGAAUUUUCUUUGCACUAUGGCCGACAACUCAAAGCAAGAGAAGAAAAUCAAGAAGCCUUCCUCUUACGUCCUCAAACGAAGUAGGAUUUUUGUUUUUUCUUGUACGAACUGCGCCGGUAUUGGCCGCCAUCUUGUUCAUGUACAUUUUACUUUAAUUGGUCUUUCUCUUUCAGAUGGAAAAGAGGAGGAAAUCAAUCUAAACAAAGUUACUGCCAGGAUUAAAAAGCUUGGUUAUGAGCUCUCUGAUUUUGUCGACACGGUAAGAUUACCUUUGCGUGCAAAUCAGUGAACGUCAACUAACCGAAUUGAACAAUGACUUAUCUUUUGGCGCCAAAAGGCAAAACGAAAUCCACCAUUUAUCGUCAGAUUGAUGGCAAAUGCGUAUGUUUCUUCGAUGAAAUUUCAUAUUAAGGACUAGUUAAAUUCGUGGAACCCCUUGGUAUACCAUUUUCCUUGUCGUCUUCAGGUCAAUUUCAAAGAUCUUGGCGCGCAAUUUACAACUGCCUCUGUACCGUACACUCUUCCACAACAAAAGCCAAGCUGUAUAAGCUCGUCAGAAAUCCGUACAGUGAUCGUAGUUUACAGAUUUAUUCCUAUUUUCUCCAUUUUUAACAUGGAUUUACCAAUUUGUAUCGCGAAUGGCGUUGGUACGAAAUUUAUAUUCUCGGAAAAACUCACGAUAUUCAUAAUUUGCUAUUGGAAACAAUUUUAGCCUAAACUGGUUGUGCAUUAAGUACUACUUAACAUUUCUAGGCACAGUUUGCUAAGAUGGGCUACUAGUUUUAAGAUUUUUGAAAGGAUAAUUGAUGCGUCAUUGAGGAUAGCGCGAAAUCCAAACCACAUGCGUUUCAAAGAAAGUCAAGAAACGCACUGAUAAUAGAUUGUAGAGUGUACUUUUAACUCUACACGUACACUGCUAUGGAAAGCUAUUGUGCAGUCAGUGCAGUAACGAAACAAAUAUAUGAACUUGGGUUGUUAUUAAGCAUGUAUGUAAACGUAUCCUGUAUUCAUGAGGCACGUCACACUAUUAAUACUAACGAGAAUAAGAUAAGAACUUGUGUGCGCUAAUUGGGGAUACUUGACCGCAAUUAAAUAUCUAAUAAGUACUGAAAAUAUGAGAUAUAUGUACAUGUGUAAGUAUUGAAAAAUAUAUAAAAUUAUCAAUGAGUCGUGCAUUAAAAUCAAGGGUCAGUAGUCCAUUAGGCUCGUGAAAUAAACCAUUUUGAUGUGCUUGUGUCCAAUGGUUCUGAUAAUUGGAUAGAUUUGUCCAUUUUGGUCCAAAUGACAGGGCCUGAAGAACUCGGACUAUGUUUGCCAUAAGCAACAGUACAAAAUCUGGGUACGAAGUUGCAGGUUGUCUCUCAGAUAUUGCAGUAACCAUUCAGUUUACCCUCAAUCCUUUAACUCCCAAGAUCUGAUAAAAAUUUCUUCCCUCAAGUUGCUACACAUUUCCUUGUCAAUUAGUUGUUGAAAGAAUUUGGUGAGAGAUCAAGAUAACAUUUAAACUGACAAGUCUAGUAUCUGUUAGAUAAUGUAUGGAUAUUAUGAGAAGAAAUUAACAGUUACAACUUGAUUUUCUUUUGCAUGAUUCAGUUUGAGAUUGUCAAGAAGGUAAUUGAUGGCAUCUACCCUGGUGUAGCCACAACUCAGCUGGAUAUACUUGCUGCUGAGAUUGCUGCCUCCAUGACAACCAUACAUCCUGACUAUGCUGUCCUUGCAGCCAGGAUUGAGGUUUCUAAUCUUCACAAAGAAACGAAGAAGAUUUUCAGUGGUAGGUGUCUUGUAUCUUCCCUCUCUACUCUGCUCUACCUCUUAAACUCACCUUUAUUCCUACAAGAUCUGGCAAGUACUGUAGUAUGGAAACCAAGAAAUCACUUUGACCACAGAUUUCCAUCUAUAAUCAAUUUUAGUCCCCAAAACAAGUGAAAGAAAUUUUAGAAAUUUUUUUGCAUUCAACCUUGUACCCUUACGAGUGAGUAGCCCCUAACUUUUUGUCACAGUAUCAUCCCUGAAUUAUACUUAAAGGUCACAUUCCAAAUGGAUUCAUUUUGCAUGGUUGUGCAUCCUUCUCUUAUUUUCUUGUAUUUAAUAAUUUUUUCCCAUAGAGGUAAUGACAGAUCUCUAUAACUAUGUCAACCCAAGGAAUGGUAAACAUUCUCCGCUGAUCUCCAAGGAAACUUAUGACCUCAUAAUGGAGAAUGCCGAUGUAAGUUUUUAAACCAAGCACAAGCUUGUUAUCUAUGUUAGAACACUAUUACCCUAAUUAUUAGAACUGAUACCUAGUCCUUCAUUAAAGCAAAUAGAUACCUUUGUUCUGACAAAGGGGGUAGCACUGGGAAUGUCAGCUUAUGGAACUCUUUAUUUUGGCUAAUUUACGUCUUGAAAGCCAAGUAAUCGUGGUUACAUAGUUUAUAUCUGAGAUGUUAAUUUAAUAUUUCCUAGAACGCAGCUGGUUUGAGUUAUAACAAUAUGAUAUGGAAUAUUUGUAUUGGGGUUAUCUGUGACUAUUAUUAGAACAGUUGGGUGGAUUUGAAUUUUAGAGAGUUUUACAACAGAUGCGAGUACCUUUUUUACGACCCUGUUUGUGAGAAUUUGAAGUCAUAUCAGAGCUCUCCUUGGUUAGAUCAAUAUAUUAUAAAGGCAAUGUUACUUAAUAAAUAUGAUAAUUUGCCAGUUCGUUCACUAAUCAGAGUGAAAAUAAUAUUAUCAGAGACUGGGCCCAAACGUAGUUGCAGGGCGUGAAAUUGCGUCCAAUACAGGCGCCAAUGUGACUAAAUUUUUCACUUCGGCGACCAAAUCCUGAAAAUUAGUUGCCAAAUUGGCAACUAGAGUGCUUCAUCAUAACCUUACUUAGAGAUAAAGUGAAUUAAAUUGGACAUCCUAGUGUCCAAUUUGUGGCAUGUUAAAGAUCUUUUUCCUAACUUAAUUUUGGAGGGUCUAUCUAGAAUGCUGACAGCAUUUUAAAGAGGUUUUAUUUGUCUUUAAAAAUGGCAACCAACUUUUUUUGAAUUGGCUACCACUUUGAAAAAUUUAGGAGCCAAGUGGCUAUCAGAAAAAAAAGUUAAUUUCAUGCCCUGAGUUGAGUUUUGAUUGACACUGCAUGUGCGUGCAGUCACGCGUGUUGCUUUUAAGGGAGUGUUAUUUCAUCAGGAAAAGGUGUAAAACAGUUGAAAGAAAACCUGUGAUUGUGACUUCAGGGUACUAAACUUUUAUUGCCUUAGAGGCAUUCCCGAAAAUAUAAGCAAUCUUGUUUUGUUUACCAAUAUUUAAACCUGAGAUUAAAACUAAAAUCCUCAAUUAUUGCCUCUUUUUUUUCUUUCUCAGAGAAUUGACUCGGAGAUCAUUUAUGAUCGUGACUACCAAUACAACUACUUUGGUGUUAAGGUAUGUGUGUGGACUCUUCUUGUCCAAUUGAAGUUAAACCAUUCUUUCCUACUCAAUCAGGUUUAAAAUCUUUAAAAUGACUCUUUCCAGACAAUGAUGAGGUCUUACCUGCUUAAAAUCAAUGGCAAAGUUGCCGAACGACCACAGCACAUGUUGAUGAGAGUUGCACUUGGAAUUCACCAGACUGACAUUGAAGCAGCAAUUGAAACAUACAAACUGUUAUCAGAGAAGUGGUUUACACAUGCAUCACCGACCCUGUUCAAUGCUGGUACAUGUAAACCUCAACUGUCCAGUUGUUUUCUUGUGACCAUGACAGAUGACAGCAUUGAUGGUAUUUAUGACACACUGACUCUUUGUGCUAAGAUAUCCAAGGCUGCAGGUGGAAUUGGAAUCAACGUGCAUAACAUCCGGGCUUCUGGAAGCUACAUUGCUGGGGUAAGAAAUCACACUGAAGAUGGUAAACAUAUCAUUGCUGUUAUCAGGAGUAUUGUGAACUGCUGUUCAUGCUGUUUGUCCUGCAAUGCAUGCUUUCAUACAGGGUGGGUUGUUAGGAACAAUUCUAGCAUGGCCAGUAAGUUUUUAUCAUCAAAUUCUAAAGAGCAGGCCUUCUACAGCUCUAGAUUCUCAUUGUGAUGCCAAUAAUGUGUGGAUAUGUUUUAAAACUUAGCAGACCUUACUCAGGGUGGGUGCUCAUUCAAGGUUGGAAAAUUAAUAAUUGAAUAAAUAUAGUACCAUUGUUCUGACUGGCCAUAGGGAUAACUAAAUGUGAUUUUGACACUGAUAAAAUACAAUGAAAAGCCCUUUUCCAUGCUGUGAAAUUAUCAAAUUUUUUGUUGGAGGGAUUUGCCAAUUUUUAUUUCUUUUUUAACUAGACCAAUGGAAUCUCAAAUGGUCUUGUUCCAAUGUUGCGUGUGUACAAUGCCACAGCCAGGUAUGUUGAUCAAGGAGGCAACAAGAGGCCUGGUGCCUUUGCCAUAUAUCUGGAGCCUUGGCACAGCGAUGUUUAUGAUUUCUUGGAACUGAGAAAGAACACUGGCAAAGAGGAGCAGGUGAAAAAAAAUUAGAUGAUUUUUAUUAUUAAUUUUCUGUUUAGCUCAAAAUUUAUUGUAGAGGUGAACUGAGUUCUCAGCAUGACGUUGAGAAAUUUCAAGCAGAUUUAGGGUUGUUGUAAGCAAAUUUAAUAGAGGUACAGUCUUAACUGAGUAGGUGGAUGAAAAGGUUGUUUCUCUCUACUGUGUUUCUUUACUGUAUUUCAUUCAAGAUUACAGUAAUGCAAUUUAUAGAAUGAUAUAUCUCAAAAGGAAACAAAUAUAGAGGUUUUGGAGUGAACACCUGGACUAUAUUUCCUUAGGAUUAGAAUUGAAAAUAUUAUUUUGGGUCUUUAAAGUUAACAACAGGGUUUGUAUGGGUCCUGGAAAACCUGAAUAGUCCUGGAAUUUUAUUUUGACAUUUUCCAGAACUGGAAAGACCUGGAAAUCUGCUCAACUUAAGCAAGAAAGUUUUCAUAAUUUACUUUACAAGAAAUGUAUGUAGACUGUAAGGAGAACUGAUUUUGAAAUCUUAGGAAUGAAAGAGUUUUAGUCCCUGGAAUUUGUUUCUGUAAAAGGGUAUGAAUUAGGAAGGAAAGAUGUAUUAGUUACUUUAUGCUAAAUGGUUAUCUUUGAUUCCCUAGCGUGCUCGUGAUCUUUUUUUUGCAUUGUGGAUCCCUGACUUGUUCAUGAGGCGUGUUGAGAAGGAUGAGAUGUGGUCACUAAUGUGUCCUAAUGAGUGUCCUGGAUUACAGGACUGUUGGGGUGAGAAAUUUGAAGAGCUCUAUGUCAGGUAUGUGUUAAGUGCAGAGUGCUCAUUUUGUAUAAAAGAUUAUAGUCACUUAUCAGCCUGGCAGGCCAUUAUUUUUGCUGUAUGUCAGUUCAUAAAGCAUCUGGCCAUAAAUCAAGAAUUUGCCUGGGUGGGAAUCCCCUCCUGAAAACCAAAAAAAAGGACUCAAAUUUAACUAGGGAUGAUUCUUUUUAAGCAGCCAUUGGACACAACCAGUAAAACUCUAAUUUGAAAUAUUAAUGGCGGGCUGGAACCAUGAGGGUAGCAUAAGGAAGGGGCAGAAAUGUUGCAAAAAGGAACCAUGGCAACUGUGUCACGACCUACCUCCAGGAAUCCGUCAACAUAACACUGACAAAGCGCUAUAUGGAAUGAGUACUAACCAAAAAUCUGAAAGUGAGAGAGGAAAGGAGCUGCCACAUUGAGCAAAAGCAUGUGGCAAUUGCCCUGCAAACUCCCUUGGAGCCCCAACCCAAACAAUAAAAUUUCAUAAAAAUAGGCACCUGUUAGGAAAACAUUCCAAAGGUUGAAUGGUUUGGCACCAAAUACUAUCAGUAUGGAUCAUGUUUAUUUCUUCCUUUUAACCCUCUUUGUAAAUAGGUAUGAGGAACAAGGAAAGUUUCGGAGACAAGUCAAAGCACAGAAUCUUUGGCAGGCUAUCUGUCAAUCACAGAUUGAGACAGGCACACCUUACAUGCUGUACAAAGAUGCAUGCAACAGGAAAAGUAAUCAGCAGGUACUCAAGUGGGUUGACCCUUUACACCCAAACAUCAGUAUGCAUAUUCUCCAUACUGUUCUCUGUACAUUUCCUAGGAUGCUGACAAAAAAAAUUUGUUUUACAAUCAAGAACUUCUUUAGUUUGAGAUCAGUUCCAUUAUUUGCAUGAUUUUGAUGUGUGAUUGAGGGGUUAUGCAAUGAAAAAAAUACAUGCCAGUCACUUUUAGGGAUAAAAAGGUUCCUUAUUUAUUUAUUCUUGACUCACGACACUUUGCUCUGACAAAGGGCUAACACUUGAAAUGGCAAUUUUAAAAGUCUUUUGCAGUGGCCAAUUUAGUUGUCAACUCAGUUGAUGAUACUAAACUACCUUGUUAUACUCUUCCACUAGUGCAACACCACAGUUUCUUUAGAAACCUACCCCCUUUAUUCAUUUAUCCUUAUCUACCUGGUACUAGAUAUAACUAUCAAAAUGUACUGAUAUUGAAAACAAAUUGUACUUUUUUUUUUUAAUCAAACUGCAUUUCCUUCCAGAAUGUUGGGACAAUCAAAUGCAGCAAUCUGUGCACUGAAAUUGUUGAGUACAGCUCUCCAGAUGAGGUGAGCUUUAACAUUAACAUUGAGUAAAUCCUUGUUUUGUUCUUUUGUCUCUUGUGUUUGGUCUCAAGUAUAAAGAGUCAUUCUCAUACUGUCUUGGGGACUGAAAAAGUUUGGAAAUAUUUCAUGUUCAUUACAUGAAUGGUAAACAAACUUAAUCACUUUGGGAGGUCUAUUGACAGUUCAAAGUGAAAUUACAAACACUAUUGAUCAAAAGGACACUUUCUGCUAUAAAUUUUUGCCUUGUGAAGAAAAUUCAGCAAAAAAAAAAGCUCUUUGUUCAAACAAAAUGUUAAUUUGAUAGAGCAAAAACUGAAAUUUGCUGUAUUUUGUUUGUAUUACUUUUGCACAAUACUGUACCUCUUGCUUGAAAAAAAAAGUUUUGCUCCAGUGUUCUCUUCAGAAGGCAUCAGGAGGCAUUCCUAUUUGACUGUCAUGGAAACUUUGUGAUGAUUGACACACAUCCAAACAUGCUUAUAACUGCAUGAAAUGUUAUCAUUAAAAUGAAGUGAUGGCCUACUGGUGUGAGGGAAUCCUUCAGAAAGAAAGCCUAAAUAAAUCCUCAUAAGAACCUUACAUAUUAUUAAGCAACAAAGUAUCUUUCCAUUCAUCUCUCAGGUUGCUGUCUGUAACUUAGCAUCUCUGGCACUUAACAAGUUUGUUGUAACCAAUGGAGGGGGCCGACCCACAUACAAUUUCCAAAAACUUUUUGAGGUUACCCAGGUUAGUACAUAGAUUAGGAAAAUGAUCACUGUGUCAAUAUCAAAUAAUUUACUCCUUGUUAAUUUCCUGUAUAAAAUUUUUAGGUGGUAACACGCAACCUAAACAAGAUUAUCGACAUCAACUAUUACCCAGUGAAGGAGGUUUGUGUUUAAGAGGCAUCUUAUUUUGUUUCAUUCUUUGUUUGUCUGUUUUAUAUUGAUAUAUAUAUAUAUAUAUAUAUAUAUAUGUAUCUCAGUAUCUCACCUUUUUGUCUAUGGGCUGUUAUGUUUCUCAGAGAGGGUAAGAAAUUUUGCUGUGCUCAAAUUCUUUUGUUCAGUCUUUUUGGUAAUUUUUUUUCUCUUUUGCAUUAAGUUUUGUGUAGAGUCAAUUUUGUUCAACUAACUAUUAGUCAUACAAUUCCUAGAAUGUUAGUUCAGAGAAUGUAGGAUUGGAUCAACUAAUUAUCCCCAAAUUGAUAUUUUUCUUGACUCUCACCACUUAUCUGGUUGAUGUUGUAUUGAUACUGUAAGGAGAAAUUCUGCCUUGAUCACUCAUGAGAGUUAAAGGGUUAAUCUAAUGCAAAUUCCUGCUCCAGAUGGUGUAUUAUUACUUUGCCAACUUUUAUUUACAUCAUUUCCAUUAAAUUGUGGCAUUUACUCACUUAACUUUUUCUUUUUUUUUUGGUUUGAAUUUCCAGGCUGAAAAAUCCAACAAGAGACACAGGCCCAUUGGUAUCGGAGUUCAGGUAAAAAUAGUGUUUUAAUUUUUGGGCGACUCACCACAGUUUUUUUAAAGUACAAUUCCACUAGAGGCUCACUGUGUGAGUAAAAAAAUUUCACUGCUGAUUAAUUCUUUACUGUUCUUUCAGGGAUUGGCUGAUGCCUUCAUUCUAAUGAGAUAUCCAUUUGAAAGUGAAGAGGCCAGAGAUAUGAACAGGAAAAUAUUUGAGACAAUCUACUAUGGGGCUCUGACAGUAAGUGCUUUUCAUUUAUAGGUUUAUGAGAUUAUUUUGGACAUGCAUUGUUUGAGAGUCGCAAGGCUAGAGGCUCUGCAAGAAUAAACUCAGUGUUCCCCAAACAGAAAUUUUUCAUAUCUCUUCCUACUCUGAGUUGGAACUUGUAAACCUAACCUUGAAAAUCUUGUAUUGGUAGUUCAAUUGUUAAAGAAUAACUACUUUGCUUUCAUCUAUAGAUCUAGUUGUUCAGCAUUCAUAAGAAGAUGACGAAUAUCUAAUACUUUUUACUCUAUUACAGGCUUCCUGCAAGCUGGCUAAAGAAAAAGGGACAUAUGAGACCUACCAAGGGUCACCUGCAAGCCAAGGGGUAAAGAUGUUCUUUAGACUGAAUUGCAUCUUUUAUUAGGUGGUGAUAAGAGAUUGUUAUCAAAAAGUAAAGAUUCACCAUAUCAAGAGGUGAAAAAUAAGGAUAAUUUUUUUAAGUGGAUUGUACAUCUAAUAUCAACACCCCAAGUUGCAACCAAUUUGGUUGCCAUGGCAAGUAAAAUUUUGACCAAAGGCACCAAUUGGUGACCAAAAGAUUUGGGGGGGGGAAAAAAAAAUUUAUUGAUCCUUGGUAAAAUUAUCAAAGGGUGACCAAAAUUUUUUCUAAAACAACAAUUUUACAAUUGAAGGUUGCCAAAAGGUGACUUUUUGAGAAAUUGAACUUGGCAGCCAUGUCAAUGUGGAAACAUCGACAGAGAUGUACCAAAGUAACAAGUCACUACUGGGAAUGAAGAGGGAUGAAAAUUUGUUUAACCCUUUAACUCCCAAGGAUCUGAUUGUUAAAUCUCUCCUCUAGCUGCUACACAUUUCCAUCUGUAAUAGCUGCAAGAAUUUAGUAUUAGAUCAAGAUAACAACUUUAAUCUGAUAAGUUUGAGUAUUCUCAUUACCUGCUUGCUGGUCAAUGUAUGGAUAUAAUAGGGAGAAGACACAUGUUAAUCACUUCUGGGAGUUAAAGGGUUAACAACCCAGAACUUCUUUAGUUGGUCACCAUUUUCUUCUUUCUCAAGACCUUAAUAUUUGAUUCAGGGGUGAUAAUGCGAGGAGAAAUUAGAUACUGAUCACUUUCGGGGAAUAAAGGUUAAAGGCACCCACUCUGACUUCCUUCACUUAUUAACCCUCCCACUCCCAAGAUUUCAUUUGUAAUUCUCCUUACUUUGUGAUAUACAUUUCUGAUGAUGUUAUUUUACGAGAACUUGAUAUUAGAUCAACUUAUAUUUGCCUAGUUUGUAUUUUUCUUUGUACUCAUCUCUUGUCUACCUGGUUUUGUUUUAAUAUUGUGAGGAGAAAUUCUGUCUUGGUCACUCAUGGGAGUUAAGGGGUUAACAUUCUUAAUCUUUUUCACUUCUAAAGAAACUUCAGUAUGAUCUUUGGAAUGUCACUCCAUCUGAUUUCUGGGAUUGGGCAGCUCUCAAGGCAGAAAUAAAAAAGUAAGAUUUUCAUUUUUUUAGUUAAUGAAAUAUGGCUGUCAAAAUCUUUUAAUUCUCAAAGUUCUGUUGCCUGACUAAGACUAUCAGUGUAGCAGUCAAAACACCAUGAUCAAUACAUUUGAUAGGUAAUUUUAGCGUUAACAACUGAGUUGAAAAUGGAAAUUGUCCACUGUUAAGAGUUUAAAGGCUGACAUUUUGAGUGUUAACCCUCAGCAAUUGCUCUGAUGAAGGGCUACCACUUGAAACAACAGCCUUUAAACUCUCUAUGGUGGUCAAUUUAUUUUUUCAACUCAGUUGUUAACACUUAAUUACCUGUUAUACUCUCCCACCAACACAGCACCGCAGUUUUUUGACAAACUUACCCCCUUAAUGCAUUUGAUAGCCCAACUCCACACUGGGAGACAAAGUAUUUAACAUUUCACUUAUCUGAAAAACCACAAUGAACAACAACAUUUUCUAUAACAGGGUGUCUGUUAAUCAUAUAAUUUGAUAAGAACAUUCCAUUUGACAACUUGAUGGAUUAUUACUUUUUGUUGUUUAUUUAGGUAUGGAUUAAGGAAUAGUUUGUUGAUUGCACCAAUGCCAACAGCUUCCACUGCACAGAUCCUUGGCAACAACGAGUCUUUUGAGCCUUACACGAGUAACAUCUACACUCGACGCGUUCUCUCAGGAGAGUUUCAGGUACAUUCUUGAUUGUUGUAGAAAAACAAUGAUAUACACAGUAUUCUCCCUUAUUUUAAGCAUGACAGGUAAAAUAAAUUUUCAAACCAGUAAAGCAAUCCUUUUACAAGAUUUCCAAGCAGUUUUAAAUGGUACUACAAUACUAUGGGCGGUAAAUGUUACCGGUUACUGCCUGAAAAGGAGAACACUGUAUACAGUAUUAGUAGUGAAAAUAAAGGCUCAUUGCAGUUAAUGUCUUUUUAUCUUGUAGAUUGUAAACCAUCAUCUGUUGAAGGACUUGACUGAAAGAGGACUCUGGAAUGAGACUUUGAAGCACAAAAUCAUAGCCGCAAAUGGAUCCAUUCAGGUAUUUGUGAAAUGGUACAGGUCAUGAACAACCUCCAAAGAAGAUUCCUAAUGGACUGACUGAUUCCUUAAUACCCAAUGACAACAAAUGGGCUUUCUUGAUCAACAGUUGUUAGGUGUAUAUUAGGCAGUGGAGGUUGGAGAAUUCUCUAGCCAAAUUUCAAUGCCCUGCAUUUAUUUUUUUCAAAGUCUCAUCUUACUACAUACUUUUUUCCUGCAACUACAGAUAUGUGCAGUUUUUAAACUGCAUAUACAAGCCACUAACAAAGUCAGAUCGUCCCUAUUUGGCACUCAUUAUUUAAUUGAUUUACUUAUUUUCUUUGGAGUCAUCAAAGAAUUUUAUGACACUUAUUAAAAAGGUGUCCUUUGUUCUUCACUACAGCACAUUGAUGAGAUCCCUGAUGACCUAAAGCCUUUGUACAAGACAGUUUGGGAAAUUUCUCAGAGAACUCUUGUGGACAUGGCAGCAGACAGAGGAGCUUUCAUUGACCAGAGCCAGUCCUUCAAUGUGUUCUUUGCUGAACCCAGUUAUGGCAAGCUAACAAGCAUGCAUUUUUAUGGCUGGAAAAAGGUAAAUGUUUUUUUAUGAAUGGUGUUGUCACAUUAGACAUGUGCCAUAUUAAAGUGAUUAGUUUUUGUUCAUUUUCCAGAGCAUGAAUAUUUUGUUGAGUUAGUUGAAUGAUAGAUUCUUGUGAGCCUAGUUUCUCUUGAUUUCAUCAGCAUGGAGUGUUGUAACUCCUGGAAGCCUCUUGGAUAGAAUGCUAAUUGAACUGGCUUUCAAUGUGUUUUCUUCUAGCAGACUUUGCUUGGUGCAUUUAGACGGCUUCUACCUAAUCAUAGGGGCUCCUAAUUGUUAAAUAAGGAGCCAGCCAUUAUUUGUCACCUGGGGGUGUGGGGUUGCAUGGAUUUCGGGGGGAACAGUUGUCUCCAAUAUAGUAUAGAAAAAUGAUUGCCAAUUAAUUGCCAGUGAGGGGGGAGGAUUAAGAGUAUAUUACAGAGCGGUAUAUAGGGACGAGUCAACCGAGUCAAGGGGGGUUGCAUGGAUUUUAGGGGGAACAUUCGUCUCCAUUAUUGUAUAGAAAAAUGAUUGCCAAUCAAUUGCCAGUGAGGGGGGAGGAUUAAGAGUAUAUUACAGAGCGGUAUAGAGGGACGAGUCAACCCCUUGACAACUUGGCAGUUUUAUUUAAAUAUUCCCUCAUGGAGAGAAGCAUUCUGAGGGUUGUCUCUUAACUUUUAACUCCCAUUAGUGAUAAACAUGUAACUUCUCACAAUAUCCAUAUAUUAUCCAGCAAACACGUGAUAAGAGAACUCUAGGUUGUACAAUAGAAGUUGUUCUAUCAACCUAACUCAAAAUUCUUGUUACCAAUUGACAUGGAAAUGUGUAGCAGCAUGAGGGAAGAAUUUAUAUUCAGAGUUAAAGGAUUUGAAAUAAAAAUGGAACACAGCAUGAUAACAUAGCUAGAGUGACUUUAGUAGGUGUCUUUAAUACAACCCAAUGAAUAAUGGGCUGCUUGUUACAUCUUGCAGGGCCUGAAGACUGGAAUGUACUACUUGCGUUCACGCCCUGCUGCUAAUGCAAUCCAGUUUACAGUUGAUCAAGAAACCCUCAAGAAGACAGCUAAAACCAAAAAGGAGAACACAGAAGUCUUGGCAUGCUCUCGGGACAAUCCUGAUUGCUUAAGCUGCAGUGGAUAA